This is a messenger RNA of Anopheles coustani, 2583 nucleotides long. RefSeq lists its product as uncharacterized. Bases 1 to 2106 code for a protein of 701 amino acids. The transcript is spliced from 2 exons. Lineage: Eukaryota; Metazoa; Arthropoda; Insecta; Diptera; Culicidae. The record is from RefSeq and is a predicted model, not a curated record.
AUGCCCAAUAGUGAUUCGUCCGGUGGUAUCUACUCCCCUCUUCCACAGACGACACUGACCGAUUCAGAGAGCGAAGAAGAGCUGCUGCGGCGCACGAUUGCGGUCCGUCGGACAACGGAACGAACGUUUGGAGGAAUCACUCGUGGUGGUGGUGGUGUGACGACGACUAUCAUGAUGAACGGCAUGAAAGGUUGCGCUGUGGCUGAGAUACGCUCCCCAUGUGGCACCGAGAACGGUGGAGCGGCUCUGUAUAACGGUGGCUAUCCUCCAAGCCCGAGCGAUGUUGAGGAUGCGAGCGGAGUAUUCCACGCGGACAACGUGGCCAUCCUGCACGAGGCCGGUCCGAUACCGGACCACAAAAUGUCCUUACCUAGAAAGUGCUGCUUUGUCGCGUCGCUGGCGGUGUGCUUUCUAGCGCUGAUCGUUUUUCUUUGGGUGAUUCCUUGUUCGGAUGAUUUGUCUUGCCCGGCCAGGGGAGAACGAGUGAAGACGCAAAACUGGAUACGGAACUACGAAAAGAUCGAAUUGAAAGGUGUGAUAAACGUGGUCGAGGGUGUUCAUGGUAAAAGCAAGAACCUCGUCUUCAUGUACCGUGGCGAUAAGCUGUUCCCAGAGUUUGACGAUUCGUACCGCCGGCGGAACGGGAUCAUCUCGCUGGUGGGCAGCUCCGGCAAGGUUGCUUGGUACGAUCAGAUGAUCAACGAACCGAAGAGCAUCGACUGCACGCUUUUAGACGCCGACCGAAGUGGCGCCCCAGACUGCCUGGUACUGGACGAGUACGGCCAGCUGGAGUGCAUCGAUCCGCUGUCCGGCGAGUGGCUGUGGCAUGCGGAGGGCUACAAUCGGCGCAGCAGUAGCGGGCGACAGAACGAUAUGCUCGACUUUCCCCUGCUCAUCCCGGACGUCGAUGGGGACGGCGUGUACGACCUCCUGUUCGUAACGAGCUCCAGCGAGACGAAGCACAACCGGUUGGUGAUGAUUUCCGGCCGGAAAGGGCUCACCAUCGGUGACUCGUACGCCGUCAAGGAGUGCCUGUACGUACACAAACUGAUGUUGGACGAAGAGUUGAACGUGAAGUUUAACUGCGUGCGCGAAAAGUCCGAGCAGCAGAAGGCCAAAUCGCUACCGGAACUUUAUAAACUGAUCCACCGAAAGGCCCUAGAUAUGCGCGUGGUGCGCCGUAUGCCCACCAUCCUGCCGCAGCACAAGUUCUUCGGUCAGCGGCGCAACACGGAAAAGCAGCGCACCCUCACCAACGUCGGUGGGAAGCAGUUGAUGGUAGAGAAUCGGGGCAAGUGUCCGGAGAACUGCUCCACCUCGGUACUCCUGACUGAAGAGGCUACCGGUGAGCUGCUGUGGAACGUGUCCGGCCGACAGCUGUACGGAAUGCAACCGGUCCGUUUGACGUUUUCCAACUUUGGCUCCGACAACCGGUCCACGAUGUACGGGUUCGUGAUAAAGUUCUGGGAAUGGAGCCAACGCGAUCCGGACAAUCGAAGUUCACGCUUCCGACGUGCUGCAAUUGGGCUUGAUGGCGUCGAGGAUGCUCACCGACGCUACCGACAACAUUUUGCCCACCAACAGCCAUGGAUUGGCCCGCCGGGGCUCGAUGCCAUCUCGAAGACGUCGUUGUCGGCGCGCGGUCAAAAUCAAUCGACACCGUCCGCCCGGCCUGCCGGAGGCUUCCGCACGCGAAUGCGUUACCUAAAGGAGACCAUCAAGCUGAUCGUGUUUAAUUCCACUUACAUCAAGAUCGAGAACACGAGCCAGAGCAAUGUGAUUCAGUUCUGUCGGGAACCGAUCGGUGGAGGUGGUGACCCGGCGGAAGAACUUUGCCAGCCGGACCUAAACUAUCAGGAAAACUCUCUGCUCAUCGCCGACCUGGACGAUGAUGGUUCGCAGGAGUUGGUGUCAUACUACUCGACGUUCGUGAAGUCGGCCACUGGAGACGCGGACGGCAUGGGUGCCGGGGUGGGCGUCGGACCGGGUGCCACGAUGAAGCUGAAGACGUACGUCCAGCUGCUUCGACUAGAGUCGGAACUGCCGAAGCUCUACGCACCGUCGGGCACCGAAGGUCCAGUCUCCGAUGCCGCUAAACACCGUUAAAGGAAUGUUCUCCGACAAACAGAAGGGUUCCGGGUCAUUAGCCCUUCGGUAACAAUAUUCCACUCAUCCAAAUCGAGUGCAAACCGCAAUGUGUGAUCUCAUACCAACCGUUCCAGUUUUAUGAUUCAUUGUACUUUACCUUUGUCGAUGUUACUUCAUAGGAUAUCACUACGCUAGUCUCAUAAAUUUACAUGUAUAUGAACACUAAUGAUAGUUAUAGUGGUGGAAUGUGUUAACAUGUGCAGGAUAAUGAUAGUAAUUGGCGUUGGGAUUCGUGUGCUGGUGCUGUGACGCAAGCGACGCAACGAAGGAUAGACUUUCCCAAUCCUUGCACUCAUCGGCAUAUGAUAGCAGUCGAAAGCUAGUGACUAUUAUCACUGUCGACACCUUAAACCAUACUCCUGGCACACAUGCACACACAACCAAAGGCACCGUGGCAAGCACACGCUUCUAUUUUCAUAGCCACACAAUCAAAAG